Messenger RNA from Anoplopoma fimbria (sablefish), 2614 nucleotides. It is a transcript of the gene hnrnpm, whose product is annotated as heterogeneous nuclear ribonucleoprotein M. Gene Ontology annotation, biological process: alternative mRNA splicing, via spliceosome; regulation of mRNA stability involved in response to oxidative stress. Gene Ontology annotation, cellular component: cytoplasm; nucleus; post-mRNA release spliceosomal complex. NCBI's taxonomy places the organism in Eukaryota, Metazoa, Chordata, Actinopteri, Perciformes, Anoplopomatidae. The record is from RefSeq and is a predicted model, not a curated record. Gene Ontology annotation, molecular function: mRNA binding.
UCCCAGCAUUCGUUGUUCCUGGUUACUCAUCUCUCCGCCAUUUUCAGAGUUGGUUGGCGCAGUUCUUCCCCCCCCGCUCCCCAUUACGUUCAGUUUAUAAGGUCACUUGCGAAUAGCGUCGAAGAUUGUCUUCGAUAACACAGUUUCUUUUUUAGAAGGACACUAAACUGCGCAACAAAAAACAAAAAAAAGAUGGCAGACGAGCAGGCUGAGAAGACUAACGUGCCCGAACAAGAAGGCCCGCAGCAGCAGCAGCCUCCGCCGCAGCAGCAGCAGCCAGGAGAAGUGAAUGGUAAACCCAAACAUGAACCCAAUUCAAGCAGGAAGGAGAGGCCCCAGAAGAGAGGUGGAGGCGGUGGGCGCUAUGAACCCUAUGGAAACGUCAACAAAAGAUACCGCGUUUUCGUCAGCAACAUCCCAUACGAUGUCAAAUGGCAAGCUCUCAAAGACCUGAUGAAAGAAAAAGUGGGUGAGGUAACGUACGUGGAACACUUAAUGGACGCAGAAGGCAAAUCGAGGGGUUGUGCUGUUGUUGAGUUUAGGACUGAAGAGCUUAUGAAGAAAGCGGUGGAGAAGGUCAACAAGCACAACCUCAAUGGACGUCCCCUGAAAGUGAAAGAGGACCCUGAUGGUGUGAUUGCUCAGAGAGAGAUGAACAAGACUCAGGGUGGAGCAUCCGGGGGCCAUGGUGGAAUGGGCGGAAUGGGAGGAAUGGGUGGAAUGGAUCGCAUGAACAUGGAACGUAUGGGUCCAGGACCAAAUGGCUCCGUAGUCAACAUUCCUCCUAGCCUGAUGAACAACCCCAACAUCCCUAACGAGAUCAUACAUGGUCUCCAGGCUGGCAGGAUUGGCAUGACUGUCUUUGUGGCCAAUCUUGACUACAAAGUGGGCUGGAAGAAGCUGAAAGAGGUUUUCAGCAUGGCAGGCAUGGUGGUGAGGGCCGACAUUCUGGAGGACAAGGAUGGGAAGAGCAGAGGCAUGGGAACAGUGACAUUUGAUAUGCCCAUUGAAGCAGUCCAAGCUGUCUCUAUGUUUAAUGGGCAGCUGUUGUUCAACAGAGUCAUGCACGUCAAACUGGAUGAGAAAUCCCUGCCCAAAGAUUUUGGUCCACCUGACAGAGCUGCUUCUGCUCUUCCCCGUGGCCUGAGUGGUAUUGGUUUGGGCCUGGGACCUGGUGGCCAGCCCAUUGAUGCUACCCAGCUCAAUAGAGGAGGAGGAGGAGGUGGUGGCGGUGGAGGAAUGGGCAACAUGGGCCCUGGAGGAAUGGAUGGAAUGGGCUUUGGUAACAUGGGAGGUCGUAUGGGAGGAGGAGGUGGUGGUGGAGGAGGAGGAGGCGGUGGCAGUGGCGGAGGAGGAAUGGACAACUUUGGAGGAAUGAACAACAUGGAUCGUUUUGGUUCUUCCGGAAUGGGCAGAAUGAACGAGAUGGACCGUGGGAUUGGUGGUGCUUUUGACAGGGAGUUUGGGCGAAAUGAAAUGGGCAUGUCUCGCAAUAAUUUUGGUGACUCCUUUGAAAGAGGAAUGGGAAACUCUCUGGGUAUGGACCGCAUGAGCUCUGGAAUGGACCGCAUGGGAGCCAACAUGGACCGCAUGGCAGGGAUGGAUCGGAUGGGCAUGGAGAGGAUGGACCGCGGGUCUGACCUGGAGAGGCUCGGUUCUGGUUUCGACCGGAUGGGCUCAGGGAUGGAACGUCUGGGGCCCAGUAUGGACAGGCUUGGACCAGGUCUGGACCGUAUGAGCUCCACCAUCGACCGCCUCGGCCCAGCUGGGUUCGAUCGCCUAGGCCCGUCUGGUUUGGAUCGCAUGGGAUCUAGCCUGGACUUCGGCGCCCCAAUGGGUAUGGAUCGCUUGGGCAACACCGGGCUUGACCGCAUGGCCACCGGGUUCGACCGCAUAGGCUCCACUGGAGGACUUGACCGCUUCCCCGCCGGUGGCAUCGACCGCAUGGGCUCUGGCAUGGAUCGGAUGGGGUCUGGAGGAGUUGGUGGUCAGUUUGAUCGCUCUGGAGAAAUGGAUCGUGGAUUUGUCGGGAAUACCUUUGGAGGAGCCGGAGGGCCUGGAACUGGAGGAAGCAAUGUCAGGAAGGGAUGCCAGAUCUUUGUCAGAAAUCUGCCAUUUGACUUCAACUGGAAGAUGCUGAAGGAUACCUUCAACACAUGUGGCAUGGUCCAGUAUGCUGAUAUCAAGAUGGAGAACGGCAAGUCCAAGGGCUGUGGUGUGGUUCGCUUCGACACCCCUGAAACUGCUGAGCGUGUCUGCCGGACCAUGAAUGGCUAUCGGCUGAACGGAAGAGAAAUUGAUGUCAGGAUUGAUAGAAAUGCAUAAAUAAUUUGUCUGUUACAUCUGACAUUUCAUUUAGUCCCUAAAAAGUCCAAGCGCUCUGUAUCUUCUAAUUUGCCCAUCGGAUAUUCAUUAUAUUCACUUGGUUUGUUAGAUAUUUGUAACAGUGAAAAUGUUAUUUUAGUUAGUAACUUGUCACAGUGAACGUGUUUUUAGUUUUUGAUUUAGUUUUACUUUCUUUAUUUUAGAGACCAAAUUUUUAAUUUUCUUUCUGUCCUGCUUCACCUGUCAUUGCCUUUUGUUCUGUAAGGUGUUUUGAUAAAUAAACCUCCGU